UGCGCGCGCGCCGUGCCCUGUCUGGUUUGGAGGGGAGACCCAGACACGCCGCCGCGCGCCUGCCCAGACAGCGGCCUGAAUGCCUGGGAUGAGCGCGGGACGGCGGCGGGACGCGCGAGAGCUUGGCCGGGCCACGUAGCGGGGCUGAGGACGCACCGGCGCAGGUACCUCCGCAGCCCGUAACGCACAUCAACAAAUAAUCUCCCGCAUUUUGCACAGGAAAAAAAAAAGACCAGUGGCAUUUCUAAAUGCACAUCCGCGAAUGUAGAGAGAGGGCGAGCGAGAGAAGUGCGCGUUCAACCCUGAAUCUGUGCAACUCUGAUUGCACGAGCGCAAGAGAGAGGUCGCUCUUGGCGGAGGGAGGUUUUCUAGUGAACCAACCGCCUUGGUGCACACUCAUUAUGGUUAGCCGGCUGUAAGGUUGUUCGAGGUCAUCCAACUGUCAGCCAGGGACACCCGAGCAUAGUACGCAAAGGUAAUGCACUGUAAAUGGCUCUUCAAGCAAGACACAGAAGUCCUUACAGCAGUUCCAUGUCUGGUAUUCAGCUCGUCUUUACCUGCUCUGCAAUUUGAAGAUACUGGCACCCUGCAGAGCAGCAGUCUUCAGAGAAACUGAGUCUCGAACCUGCCUACACCUCGCGUAAUAACUGGAGAGGAAUUUUGCUUCAAAUGUUAAGCAUCAAAGACCCUGAGCCUUUAAUUUUGCAGUCUAAUCUUUAAGCAUAUGAAACAACACUUGGAACAGAUUGUAUGUCUUUCCAACUGCAUUCCCUGCCUUGGACAGUAUGGAUGCUCUCUUUGAAUCAGGUUGACUGUCUCUCACCUCAUCCCCUCCUUCCUGUCUCCUCAGCAGAAGGAAGGUGGGGGAUUGGUGUGGCGUCCCCUGCCCCUCCGCUAGUCUAACAAGGCAUCAUAGCAGUAAUUCUUUUGCAUUUCCUUGUGGCCCUACCAACUCCAUCCCUCCAUUCCCUCCCCCUCUUCAUGAAAUCCUGCCAGAGCCUCAAGGAAGAGGUUUCCGUCCCUAGCCUUGGCGGGAUGUCACAGGAGGAAGGACGCAGGGCGCCAGUGUCCCAGUCCUAUUUUCACUCCCCUAACCCAGAUCUGGACCUGACAGGCAAGCUUUACAAGAGGGAGGUUGGUGGCAAGCCUUAUUCUGUGUUAGUGGACAAUAAAAUGGCAGCCAAGACAUCCAUGGGAGAUCAGAACAUUGGUCAGUUGCCCACACAACAUGUGACUCCGCAGCAACAUCAGCAGUAUUUCAGAGAGGGAGGAGCAGGACAGGAGGUGGGGAUGCAGGGGUCCCAGACUGGCAACAACGGCACCUCUGACGACUCUGAAGACGACGACAACGAUGAGGAGGAAGAGGGCGAGGAUGAGGAUGGCGAGGAGGAGGGCUUCAAGCGUGAGCAGAUCAUUGUUGAGGUUAACCUGAACAACCAGACUCUUCAUGUGUCCAAGGGUGACAACAAAACUGGAACCACAGCAGAGGACUCCGAGAGAGCUGGCAGUGAUGACGACGACGACGAUGACGAUGAGGAAGAAGAGGAGGAGGAGGAGGACAGCCCUGACGAGGAAGAGGAGGAAGAUGAUGAGGAAGAUGAGAUCGAAAGCCGAAGAACGAGGUCAAAGAGGGCCCGUCGGGGUGCCAGUAGCACAGCAGCUCCCAGUCAGCCGCGGAGGAAAAGCCUCAGAACAGCUCUGAGCACUGCCACAGCUGGAAUGACCACCAGGGGGCGACGGAAGCGCAUGGAGCCUCCAAAGAGCAUGCGCAGAUCAACCAGGUCGGCCCCGUCGUCUGCCGGUUCCACGACCACAGCGACAGGAGGGAAAGCGGAGGUGGAGGAGAAGGAGAUGCUGGCAUGUGAAAAGUGCCCUCGAGUGUUCAACACGCGCUGGUACCUGGAGAAGCACAUGAACGUCACACACAGGCGAAUGCAGAUUUGCGACAAAUGUGGGAAAAAGUUUGUCCUGGAGAGUGAGCUGGCCUUACACCAGCAGACUGACUGUGAGAAGAACAUCCAGUGUGUCUCCUGCAACAAGUCUUUUAAGAAGCUGUGGUCGCUGCACGAGCACAUCAAGAUUGUGCACGGCUAUGCAGAGAAGAAGUUCUCAUGUGAAAUUUGUGAGAAGAAGUUCUACACUAUGGCUCACGUCCGUAAGCACAUGGUUGCUCACACUAAGGACAUGCCGUUCACCUGCGAGACAUGUGGGAAGUCGUUUAAACGCAGCAUGUCUUUAAAAGUUCACUCACUCCAGCACUCUGGAGAGAAACCCUUCCGUUGUGAGAACUGCGACGAGCGGUUCCAAUACAAGUACCAGCUGCGCUCCCACAUGAGCAUUCACAUCGGACACAAGCAGUUCAUGUGCCAGUGGUGUGGCAAAGACUUCAACAUGAAACAGUAUUUUGAUGAGCACAUGAAAACACACACAGGAGAGAAGCCUUUCAUUUGCGAGAUCUGUGGAAAGAGCUUCACCAGCCGGCCCAACAUGAAGCGCCACCGCCGCACCCACACAGGGGAGAAGCCCUAUCCCUGUGAGGUGUGUGGCCAGCGCUUCCGCUUCUCCAACAUGCUCAAAGCACACAAAGAGAAGUGUUUCCGGGUCACCAGCCCUGUGGUUCUGCAGACCAGCCCACCUGUGCCUGUCCGAAUCUUUGCCAACACCUUCUCCUCCUCUUCCUCCACCUCUGGCCCCGGCCCCUCAACUGCCACCCCAGCCACCACCUCAGCGUCGCUGGGCCUCAACCCGACAGGAGGGCCCAUGCCUCCGCGAGGCCCUGUUGGACACCCAUUCUCCCAUGUGCAGCUCCAAUCAACCCCUUCUCACCAUCAUCCCCACCCCUCAACAACCCAACAGCAUCUCUCAAACACACCCCAACAUACCCCACCUCACCCCCACCACCACCUAGCUGUUCCCCCAGUCUCCCACCUGCCCCCGCCCCCUGCUCUUUUCAAGAGUGAGCCCCUAAACCACUGUGGGCACGAAGACAGCAGCUAUCUGCACCACAUGGCCCCCCCUGACAAGGGUCCUGGAGCCCCACAGCACCACUGAACUGUGCUCCAGCACUGCAGGCCCAAACCAAACCGCGCCUUGUUCCCCUUCUUCUCAUAGUCCUGCCUCAGUCUCUCAGUUGCAAGGCCCCUAAUACGAGGGUACUCCUCUCAAAUAAAUUUAAAUAAAUCAAGCUAAACAUACACACCUGUGUGUGUGUGUGUGUGUGAAAGAUUCAGACUAAUACACGUUCAGUUCACACAUUAUUUAAGCAAAACCCCGACUUAUAAAAAAACCCUUGUCAACUGACAAAGAUUUUACAACCUCUAGAAAUUUUUUUUUUCUCGGACAUUUUCUAAGGAAAUCUAGACAAAACAAUUUCUGUGCGAGUUCUCUAUCUGUACAUUGAAUGGUGUAAAGUAUCUUCAUCAAAAGCUGCUGAUGGAAGUCGACGUAUGUAUUACCUGGGCUUCACGGAUCAUCAAAGAUCGGUGUCAUUGAACUUUCGUCUUUAUGUCAAGUUGACUUAUGGUUGCACAUUGGUCCGGACUUUUGCUUUCUGUGCAGGUCCUCCCCAUAGCAAUACUCAAACUAUCCUCCGAGUUGUACUGCAGAGCCUCGGACCCCAUAGAAAUGUUUAAUGAAUGUUGUAACUGGUUCUACCUGAGUCUUUCUCUGUCCUAAGGCUGAGGACGUCUGUCAGAGGGGCAACAGCAGCUGUGCAAAAUGCAGUGCCAUAGGUUACAGUAAGAGGGGGGAGGGAGUGGGGAUUUUUGUAAAGGACAUUGGAUAAAAUGUUUUGUAAAUGGUUAGUUGGAUCUGGACCUAGUCCGAGAUUCAUAUCAUGGUUAAACGGUGCUUUCCAUUCCAGUACAUAAAAUAUUUCUUAAUUUUGCUUUUCCAUUUGAUUUUCAGAAAUGUAAUAUUACAAAUUAACAAUGUAUUGUGUCAUACAGAAAAUGUCUUGCCAGCCUGGUUUUUCUACAAUGGAUUUGAGGUUUGACUUAGAUAUUUUGUGAACAAGAAACUUAUGCAGGACAUGCCCUAGGCACACGCAGCCUCACACUUACUCAAGCACAUGCAAAAGACAAAGACCAUAUGGUCACUGAUUUGCUUACUGUGAUCAGUGCAACCUCAGCUUUCAGUACUGUUGGUCAACAGAUGCUUUUAGAUAACACAUGACUGUCAAAAUACUGCCACUGUGAGGGGCCAGACACAUGGCCCCAUCAGGAUUUUACCCCACCUCCCUUCGCUGCUGUCGAAAUGAUACGGGUUACCAUGUUAAAGGUCAUUUGACACACACACACACAGUAUACACACCUGGGACCUUUUUUCAUCACAGGUCUUAAGAAACAAGUAUGCAUAUUCCUCUCAGCCUGUAUUCCAGUUUUUGGUGUGGGGCGUUACGAUGUUAAAGGUUUGUUUUUGACCUUCAUCAUACUGACAAACAUUGAUCCACACAGGCAAACGCGUCUAAACCUGUUGAAUGUUGCCUACGCAGAAUGAUGGCUGAUGAGUCAUUCAUAUGUUUUUUUUUUUUUUUUUUUAAUGUUCUCUGAUAAUUUGCUCAGUUUUAAGCUAAUGAAUGGUUCUGUAGUGUAGAUAUACUGAUGUUAGCACAUGAUAGGAAAUGUCAGGAUAAAAGGCAGUGGUCAUACAGUUCUGAAUACUUGGAAUUCUUGUAUAGAUAAGCGUACAUGUGAUCAAGUCGACGCAAGAAAUUACAUUUAUUUAAUGUAACAGCCAACGGUGUGAAUGUUAUACGUUUAAAAGAAGCAGAAAUGGUUGGCAAGUACUUGGCAUGAAUUUGGGUUGCUUGGUUGUUACCCCUUCGCUCAGUCUGACAUCGUGUUGAGGAGGAACAUUGAGCUUUGUGUGUAUGUGUAUGUGUGUGUGUGAGUGUGUGAGUGAGCGUGUGUGUGUGUGUGUGUGUGUGCAUGCAUUAGUCUCUACCAGUCCGUUUGUCUGUCUGUCUGUCUGCCUGUCUGGUUGUCCCCCAGUGCUCUUGUACCAAAAGCUGCUUUUUACACAGUGUGCCCCAGUAUAUGUGUAUUUUGGGGAUACCUGAGAUGGACAAUAGCAGUAAAUCUUACAUGAUCCUCUUUCUGUCGCACUAACGGUAUUCUAUCUGAAGUGGUUAAGCUCAGUAGUUAAGGAUGUCCCUUUUUAUUUUUAUUUUUUUAUUUGAGACCUGCGAUUAUCCUGCCAUUUCUGUGGGUCUUAAUACCGCUACAUUAUUUGCUUAUCAUGCUGUCCCCUCCCUUGGUUUCACUGCUGUGCUUCAGCAUUUUGCAGUAUGGAUCUUUGUCUUGUUUUUUUUUUGUUUUGUUUUUUUUAAAAAGCCUUUUCAUUUGUGUGUAUUCUCUGCACUUUACUGCUGCGUGGGUGAGGCGCAGGGAAGGGAGGGACUGACAAUGUAUUGUGGAACAGAGUGCAGUUGUGGCUGCAUGGGAAAGGGUGGAGGUGAUUACUUUGAGUGGAUGUUUUUAGGCAAGGAAAGGAGGAGAAUCCCCGGUGGCGGCGGCUAGUGUGGAAGGGACCAUAGCAAGCGGAGGGCAUUUCUUUUUUGUAUGUGCUUAAAUUUUAAUUUUUUUAAAAAAAGAAAUACCCUCCUGCUCCGAUACAGACCUCCCCUCAGAGUGAAAGCAAUGUUCCUCCUGCUGUGGCAACUUUACACUAGCCCCUCCGAGCUACGUCUGAAAUACUGUACAUUCUUCUGUUUGUCUCUCUCUCUGUCAUGUCCUGCUAUGUCUUUCUGUUUGCCGAAUGAUUCUCCUCCUCCUUUCUUUGUUAAAUAGAAUGCACUUUCUACUAAAAUUCUUGGCUAGUUAAGAAAAAAUAACAUUGUAUAUUCUUUAAAGAUGUUUUAAAAAAAAAUCAAUAUACUUUUUCCCCUUUGUAUUUUUAACCACUUAAUGUAGCAUUGCGUAUUUUAUUAUUGUAUCUGGUACAAAAUGUGCAGCUUUAUAAUGUCCUGGUUUGUCUUUUUUUGUAUGUUAUCUGGAGCUUGAGGAGAAGUGGAAAAAGUUGGGCCUUUUUUUGAUAAUGUACAUUUAACUGACUGCUAACUUUGAGAAGUAAAAAAACAAGUAGCCAUGAUUAUCA
This is a messenger RNA of Toxotes jaculatrix (banded archerfish), 6096 nucleotides long. RefSeq names its product zinc finger protein 652 (gene znf652). The record is from RefSeq and is a predicted model, not a curated record. Gene Ontology annotation, molecular function: RNA polymerase II cis-regulatory region sequence-specific DNA binding; DNA-binding transcription factor activity, RNA polymerase II-specific. The transcript has 7 exons. The coding region runs from base 982 to 3051 and encodes 689 amino acids. Gene Ontology annotation, cellular component: nucleus. Lineage: Eukaryota; Metazoa; Chordata; Actinopteri; Toxotidae. Gene Ontology annotation, biological process: regulation of transcription by RNA polymerase II.